AGCAGUGCCCAAAUAGUUGGUGGAGUAUCUUCAUUUGUAACAAAACAUACACCGCCUGCGGGGUACUACUCAGACGUGUUUUCAUCCAAAUUUCAAUGACUUAACGAGGAAGUAAAUUCUACACACAACACUACUACUAGUAUUUAUUAAUUACUCGCACACAAACAUUGAAAAUCAAGAGAAGAAGAGGUGUCCCAAAUCUAAUGGACGGACCUCCGGCCAACGAUUGGUGUUCUAUAUGCCAUAACAAUUUCGAUGUUCCCUGUCAAGCCAAUUGCUCUCACUGGUUUUGUGGUAAUUGCAUAUUACAAGUUUGGAGUCAUGGACCUACACUUCAGCCUUGCCUCUGUCCUUUAUGUCGUCGUCAAAUCACUUUGAUAGUUCCUACUGAGUCUUCAUUGCAGCAGCUUCAUGAUCCCGAGGUUUCUGAAAUCCUAGGGAAGGUUCAGACAUACAACCGUAUGUUUGGCCAACGGUCAGAUGGCCUCAUUCAGAGAUUGCAAGAUCUUCCUUUUCUCCUCAGGAGAUUGUUGCGAGAAAUGAUGGACCCUCAAAGAUCUCUACCACUUGUAAUCAGAGCACGGGUCUAUUUGGCAAUGAUAAUCAGUGCCAUCUACAUUGUAAGCCCCAUAGACAUCAUUCCAGAAGGUGUGCUGGGAGUAAUUGGUCUCUUGGAUGAUUUUAUUAUUGCUCUUAUCUGCUUCCUGCAUGUUGCUGCUCUUUAUCGGUCAGUACUUGUUUUUCGCCAUGGUGGUUCAUGAUAUCAUCAUGCCUCUAUUUGCAACAACACAGGACAGUUCUUUCUUUCUUUGUUUUUUCAAUUAUUGUUGUAAAGACAUUUUGCAGUUCCAAAAUUUUAAAUUUGUACUUUUUCUUUCACAAUUACUCGUGGAGAUGUAAUGAUGUAGAAAAUUGAUACAGGAGUUGCACUAAAAAUCAAUGACCAGACAUAUUGUGUGAUUAAA
Messenger RNA from Daucus carota subsp. sativus, 965 nucleotides. RefSeq lists its product as uncharacterized. Bases 204 to 761 code for a protein of 185 amino acids. Gene Ontology annotation, molecular function: ubiquitin protein ligase activity; metal ion binding. NCBI's taxonomy places the organism in Eukaryota, Viridiplantae, Streptophyta, Magnoliopsida, Apiales, Apiaceae. The transcript has 5 exons. The record is from RefSeq and is a predicted model, not a curated record.